This is a messenger RNA of Cotesia glomerata, 405 nucleotides long. Its product is annotated as zinc finger protein 593 homolog. NCBI's taxonomy places the organism in Eukaryota, Metazoa, Arthropoda, Insecta, Hymenoptera, Braconidae. The transcript has 3 exons. The coding region runs from base 1 to 405 and encodes 134 amino acids. The record is from RefSeq and is a predicted model, not a curated record.
AUGCCUUACAAAAGAAAAAAAACCGUGCAAGGUCAUGGCAUGAAAAAAGGAUUAAAGACCAAGCGCAAGAACAAGGAUCUUGAUGAGAUUGAAAGUGAUCGGCAAGAAGAAAAUGCUCAGAAAUUGUUAAAUCAAGACAUUGAUUUAGAUCAAGCCGGAUUUGGACAGUUUUAUUGUGUUGAAUGCGCGAGGCAUUUUAUCGACGAGGAAGCCCGUGACAAGCACCGUAGAUCCAAAGUCCACAAACGCCGCCUAAAAGCCCUCGAAGUAGAUCCCUACACUAUCGAGGAAUCCGAGCGAGCUGCAGGCCACGGUAACUGGAUAUCCCCCAAAAAGCGCAAAAUCGAAACUUUAACCCGGGAAAACGUUAGUUUACCCGAUAACAAAAGAAUGAAAAUCCAAUAA